AUGUCCUCUCACGAGAACGAGAAGGAUGCGACCGGCCCGUCCGCGUCGCACGUCGGCACCCACGUCGGCGGCCUGGCCACCACCCGAGACGUUGAGCGUAUCGAGGCGCCCGUAACCUGGCAGGCCUACCUCAUCUGCGCCUUCGCCUCUUUCGGUGGUAUUUUCUUCGGUUACGAUUCCGGUUACAUCAAUGGCGUCCUCGGGGCCCCUAUCUUCAUCAACGCCGUCGAAGGUGUCGGUGCCAAGGCCAUCUCCGAGUCCAACCAAUCGCUCAUCGUCUCAAUCCUGUCCUGCGGUACCUUCUUUGGCGCUAUCAUCGCUGGUGAUGUGGCCGACUUCAUGGGCCGCAAGUGGACUGUCAUUCUCGGCUGCCUCAUUUACAUCAUCGGUUGCGUUAUCCAAAUGAUCACGGGUCUCGGGGAUGCCCUCGGAGCCAUCGUCGCUGGUCGUCUGAUCGCUGGUAUCGGUGUCGGUUUUGAGUCCGCCAUUGUCAUUCUGUACAUGUCCGAGAUUUGCCCUCGCAAGGUUCGUGGCGCCUUGGUGGCCGGCUACCAGUUUUGCAUCACCAUCGGUCUCAUGCUUGCGUCCUGCGUCAUCUACGCCACCAAGGACAGGGCCGACACUGGGCAGUACCGUAUCCCCAUCGCCAUCCAGUUCCUCUGGGCCAUUAUCCUUGGUGUUGGCCUGAUGUUCCUGCCCGACUCGCCGCGCUACUUUGUCAAGAAAGGUGAUCUUAAGAGGGCCACCGACUCGCUCUCGCGCCUCCGCGGUCAGCCCAAGGACUCCCAGUACAUCCAGGUGGAACUUGCCGAGAUUGUCGCCAACGAGGAGUAUGAGCGUCAGCUCAUCCCGUCCACCACUUGGUUCGGCAGCUGGGCCAACUGCUUCAAGGGUUCGCUCUGGAAGUCCAACUCGAACCUGCGCAAGACCAUUCUCGGCACUUCGCUCCAGAUGAUGCAGCAAUGGACUGGUGUCAAUUUCAUCUUUUACUACUCGACUCCUUUCCUCAAGUCGACCGGCGCCAUCUCGAACGAGUUCCUCAUCUCGAUGAUCUUCACCAUCAUCAACGUGUGCUCGACCCCCAUCUCCUUCUGGACCGUCGAGAAGUUCGGCCGCCGCACGAUUCUCUUCUGGGGCGCUCUGGGCAUGCUCAUCUGCCAGUUCCUAGUCGCCAUCAUCGGCGUCACCGUCGGCUUCAACCACACGCACCCCGACCCGCUGGACUCGACCAAGACCGUGGCCGACAACGUCUCCGCCGUUAACGCGCAGAUCGCCUUCAUUGCCAUCUUCAUCUUCUUCUUCGCCUCUACCUGGGGUCCUGGUGCAUGGAUUGUCAUUGGCGAGAUUUUCCCCCUGCCGAUUCGCUCCCGUGGCGUCGGUCUGUCGACCGCCUCCAACUGGUUGUGGAACACCAUCAUCGCCGUCAUCACCCCCUACAUGGUGGGCGAGCACCGCGGCAACCUCAAGUCGUCUGUCUUCUUCGUCUGGGGCGGUCUCUGCACCUGCGCCUUUGUCUACACCUACUUCCUCGUGCCCGAGACCAAGGGUCUGUCGCUUGAGCAGGUCGACAAGAUGAUGGAGGAGACCACGCCGCGUACCUCGGCCAAGUGGAAGCCGACCACGACCUUUGCUGCCGCCCAGGCCGCCGACGACGGUCUGCUCCACAAGGGCAGCGAUAUGGCUGUGUAA
Messenger RNA from Parathielavia appendiculata, 1689 nucleotides. RefSeq names its product general substrate transporter. The record is from RefSeq and is a predicted model, not a curated record. Gene Ontology annotation, cellular component: membrane. The transcript is spliced from 3 exons. Gene Ontology annotation, biological process: transmembrane transport; carbohydrate transport. Lineage: Eukaryota; Fungi; Ascomycota; Sordariomycetes; Sordariales; Chaetomiaceae. Gene Ontology annotation, molecular function: carbohydrate:proton symporter activity. Bases 1 to 1689 code for a protein of 562 amino acids.